AUGUCAGAUGAAGAGAUUUUAAGCACAAUUCCAUUACCAUACAUUAAAGUAGCAGAUAUCCAUGACGUCCCAGAUUGGCUCCACAAGCGUGCCGUUGAACAAAUGGAGCAAGUCUUUAUAGAAGGAAAUCUUUCAGAUUUUUAUGAAUCAUGGAAUGAAGACGUCAAACAGAAUUUCCCAUACGUUAAUUUUGCAAAGCAGAUUGCCCAGCUAGAACAAUUUUAUGGAGUUGUUGACAGAAUUGAUAGAGCAAUUGGUGCAAAAGCACAUCCAAAAGUUCCAGGUGUCAUAUUGACAUUCGUUAUUUGCUACAUUGAAAACGUAAGAAUGUUUUCUCUUGUAGCUUACAACGAUAAACAAGAAGUUGUUGAAUUUAAUUACGGUAGAUGCUGCAUUUAUCAUCCACCAGAGUACAUCAAAGAGACUAGAUUUGAGCGUUUAGAAUUAAGUGAAGAUCCAAAAAUUGUUAUUUCACGUCCUACAAAAGCUGGAGAUAAAUAUCCAGCAGCUUUUAUUAUUAACAUGCAAUGGCAGUUAAAUGUUGAUGGAAGAAUCGGAUAUACAUUCAUUUACAAAGACUAUGAAUACCUUUCUUCAGCAAAUGUUGCAUUUAUUAGAGGAGAAUUCACAGAAGACAUGCUUGAUGCCCCAGAACCAGCUUCAGCAUAUGCCGCAGCACUCAUGCAGCAACUCAUGGCCCGAUCUGAUAUCACAGAUAUAUUUAUUAUUUUCCAGGGCCACGGUGCUUUGUUCAUGAACCGAAUUCUCCGCAAAUUCGGAGGAGUCAUCAAAGGUGCAAUCUUAAUUAACCCAGCUGCUAAGCCUCUUAAGAAUUUCCCAAUGGUCGAAUACGAUUUCAACCAAUUCCCAGAAGAUAUCCCAAUUCUCCUUCUUAACUCCGAUUUCGAUCAAAUUGUUGAGCAAGAAGAGAAGGAUCAGUGGAUAAAAUUCACUUCUCAGAAGAAGAAUGUUACUAUUAAGAAUUACGACCACUGCGACCACAUGCUUAUGCCAUGCCCUCAAAAACUCGAAGGAUUUGAAUAUUCUGCUUACGAAUUCCACAUGUCUGACGUUGCUCUUAGAGAUAUUACAACAUUUAUUAGAAAUACUAAAUAA
This is a messenger RNA of Trichomonas vaginalis G3, 1116 nucleotides long. Its product is annotated as alpha/beta-hydrolases family. The record is from RefSeq and is a predicted model, not a curated record. NCBI's taxonomy places the organism in Eukaryota, Parabasalia, Trichomonadida, Trichomonadidae. The transcript has a single exon. The coding region runs from base 1 to 1116 and encodes 371 amino acids.